Aspergillus alliaceus is the source of this 903-nucleotide messenger RNA. RefSeq lists its product as uncharacterized. The record is from RefSeq and is a predicted model, not a curated record. NCBI's taxonomy places the organism in Eukaryota, Fungi, Ascomycota, Eurotiomycetes, Eurotiales, Aspergillaceae. The transcript has 3 exons. Bases 1 to 903 code for a protein of 300 amino acids.
AUGAAUCGUCAGAUUUCUUACAGCGGACCUCUAGCGACAUCUUCCUUUCCUGUCCGAAAGCCACAAUUUGACACUGUCCCUUUCCCUCGCACUUUCUCACCCUGCAAUUUCUCUUCUUCACUUCCAUCUGGCCCCUUGAAUCAUCCACUGCCCCAAAAACCUCGCACUUCCAAGUACUUUUUCCAUGCAUACACUCCACCUGACCGUGAUCUUGUAAUCCCACCCGACAGCACCACAUCUCAACACAACAAUCACGGCGAAUGCGUUCCCGUCAACGACGAGCCCGAGUUCCCUUCAGACCAUCAAAUUGGGUUGCUUGGCAGCCCCAUAGCAGAGUACAUUAUCUCACUGCCAAGCGAAGAUACCUUCUUGCUUGCGCAGAAUCACGAUCCAUGCGGGCGUAAGUUGUUAGUGUCGCCGCGGUGUGCCGACGAUGGGAUAUGUCAUGCCGACGCCAACCCAGCGUCUGAAGUUCCUGAGAAACUCCCUUGCACCUGCGAAAGUUCUGGCGGUGAUAGCAUAAGCGAAAAUGAUGGUGACGGUCUCAUGAGGCGUUGUGCGCUUUUUGAAGGCGAGGUAGGCUUGCUGGAUGUACUCCUAUCGAAGGUCCAGCCCUCAUUCGGGCAGGUGGCUGAAACAUCCCCUCCACAGCUCAACCGUCAAGUCGAGAGCGCCCGAUCAAACCCUACCAACCGAAAGAGGCCCGCAGUCGCUGCGUUGGAGACGGAUGAGAAAGCAAGUGAUCCUCGAACAAGGGCGAGAGUUAGAGCUGAAGCAUCUGAAGCAUCCAGUACAUUGCCUACUCCCCGUAGUGCUCGACCUUACUCAGCGGCCGAAGAUAAGGUCUUACAGAAAUUGGUGGCUAGAGGGCUUGCCUGGGACGAAGUUGAGAAGGAGUUUUAG